GGCGGGAUUAGCUGUUCGGCGGGCGCGAAGUAGCUGCAGCUCCUUAUGUGGCUUAGCAACAAGCGCGUCACAGGAAGUGUUGUGUAUUUGUUAGCACUCUGCUGGUUUACAAGAGAAAUUGUGAUUACAUUUGGUUGAAACAACACCUUCGGCAUGGCAACUGCUCAGAUGCAUAGGAACAAAGUGAACUCUGUGGCCUUACCCAGUCGUGUAGCAACAGAGACUCAGUCGCUGAUUCUUGUGAAGAGGCUGCUUGCUGUCUCAGUGUCCUGUAUUACUUACUUGAGGGGCCUGUUUCCUGAAUAUGCCUAUGGAACACGAUAUCUAGAUGACAUCUGUGUAAAGAUCCUCAGGGAGGACAAGAGCUGCCCUGGUUCAACCCAGCUAGUAAAGUGGAUGUUAGGCUGCUAUGAUGCAUUACAGAAAAAAUAUCUUAGAAUGGUUAUGUUAGCUAUUUACACAGAUCCAGAAGAUCCACAGACUGUCACAGAAUGCUACCAGUUUAAAUUUAAAUACACUGCUAGUGGACCUGUCAUGGAUUUUGUCAGCAAUAAUAGCAACUCUGUUUCCACAUGUUCUGAUGCCAAGAAAACCAGCAUUCUGCUCAUCCGCAAGCUGUAUAUAUUGAUGCAAAAUCUGGGCCCUUUGCCUAAUGACGUCUGUCUCACAAUGAAGUUGUUUUAUUACGAUGAAGUUACUCCUGCAGACUACCAGCCUCCUGGUUUCAAGGAAGGGACCUGCGAGGGCUUGAUGUUUGAGGGGGAACCCAUGUACCUCAAUGUGGGUGAAGUUGCAACUCCUUUUCAUGUACUGAAAGUAAAGGUCACCACAGAAAAAGAAAGGAUGGAAAACAUUGAGAAGUCAAUAUUUAAGAAACAAGCAAGCAAACAGCCUCAGACGGAUGAAGAAAAACCGGACGUUUCAAUAAAUGAUGACUUGGCUCAAGAUAAUAACGGGGACCGAAAGAGAGAUGACAUCGAGACCCUGAAAGUGGAAGAUCUAAAUCUGACCUGUCAAGAGGAUGGAAACCUUCAGUCUGAUGACAGUCAAAACUCAGCACUUGCAGACUCUCAGAAGGAAAAAACAUCACAGGCAGCACCACCAGCCUUUGGGCGUAAAACAAGGUCUGGCAGGAUCUUUCAAAAGCCAGAUCUUGAAUUAAAAAAUCAGAAAGAAUCAGCCAGGGCUUCCAAAGGGAAUCAGCAAGUACGAAAGCCAGAGAAGAGGAGCCAGAGUUUUGAAAUCACUGGAAGUCAAGAAGACCCAGCUGUUGCAAAGAGAAGAAAGUUUAGUGAGCCAAGGACCCCUUUAAAUUAAUUCAAUUUGUUCUAUAAACUUUGUUCUCUACAGUGCGGUUUUGUGCAAAAACAAUACAGGUUGUAGUUACACUACCUAGUUUCAAGUUCUUUGCAGACAUAUGAAGAUAGUCCAGUGUUAAUCUAGAUCUUACAGACACACUGGGGCUCAUUUAUCAACACUGAGCAAAUUUGCCCAUGGGCAAUUACCCAUAACAACCAAUCAGUAAUUCGCUUUUUAAAGACAGCUGCAAGUAGAACAAUGAAUGCAGCAAUUUCAUUGUUUGCCAUGAGUUACUGCCCAUGGGCAGAUUUGCCCAGUGUUUAUAAAUGAGCCCCACUGUGUAAUGAACUUAAUUGAAAAACAACUCAAUAUUACAAGGCUUAUGUCACACUGAGCUCUUUCAUUAAAACAGCGUCAUUUCGGACAGAAACAUUCAAUGACAUUGACACACUUGUACAUAUGCUGCUAUACUUUCCUCAGUGCCCAGGAUUGUUUUUGGGGCUACCACACCUGAAUUUGUAGGACCUCAAAAACUAUGGAGCGCCAGCAGUCAGGUUAUUUCCAACAGCCUGACAUCCUAAAGUGCUCCUGAACUUGGGGCUUGGGCAGCUUUCACUCCAAAAAUAGUGCAAUUUGAAAAGAAAAUAACUAUUGCCUGGGUAUCGGUUCCUGAGAAUGAGACAGCAGCAAAUUUACAAAUGUGUCCAUAGCUGAUUGUACAUGAAAGUGCAGAGCUGCUUCUGAUUUACCGUAUGAAAUAGAAAUACAAAAAGUUUCCAUUAGGUCACAUUAAGUACAUUGUUAUGAAUGUUAUAUAAUUAGAUUAACUACAGUACUAUUUACUAUGCUAGGUAACAUCGGCUAGUACCCAACUGACUGAACUCAUAUCAAAAAAAGAGAGGAUUUUUUCCUGUAAAUUUAGAAAGAAAGUUCACCAGAAAACAAAUCUAUAUUUGUAAUGGGGUUAUCUAUAAGAAAAACAAAGGUGUGUAUGGAAACCAAUGUCAAAUAGAAACACUUAAUUCUAGGUGUUAAGUAUUAACACAAUUUUUAUGACCACAAUUUAAUCCACAGCAGAUUAAAUCCUACAAACAAAAGUCUCCCCUGGCAACAAAAAAAAACCAUAUCAAUUAAUUUGUAGUCAAUAUGACUCACGAUGAGUAUUUGGAAAGGAAUAAACAAAGAAAUGCAUUUUAUUACACGAAUAAAAGGUUGUAACUUAUAUGUUUUAUUAGCUAAUUGUAGAAUUAUUUUAGUGUUACUUCCCUGUUCUGUUACAGAUUCUGUUCAAGAAUUUAAUUCAGUAUUAAAAAAAAAAAAGUUCUUGAUUAAAAUAAUUUUCUUACUCUA
Xenopus laevis (African clawed frog) is the source of this 2649-nucleotide messenger RNA. It is a transcript of the gene hormad1.S, whose product is annotated as HORMA domain containing 1 S homeolog. The record is from RefSeq and is a predicted model, not a curated record. Gene Ontology annotation, cellular component: nucleus; chromosome. Lineage: Eukaryota; Metazoa; Chordata; Amphibia; Anura; Pipidae. The transcript has 15 exons. Bases 154 to 1317 code for a protein of 387 amino acids.